GGUGUAUGUUUUCUCUUGCAGGCAGAAAAACUUCUUCAUUUCUAUUUGUGCAUCUCUGAGCAGGGGGAAAGCCAUGGAUAAGGAGAAGUUCCAGCAGAAGGCUCUGAAACAAACUAAGCAGAAGAAAUCCAAGUCGGCUGAAUUUCUGAUGGGAAAAGAUGGGAGAGUUGCAGCAGAAGGCAUUGCAAAUCCAGCUUUUAACAUCAGCAGCACAGAUCUUUCAGCAUAUCAGGCUUCAGAGGAGGAAGUUAUUAGACGUGACAAGCCGGGUAGCACCCUUGCAGCUCACCAACAAAAACUCAGGCUGCAAGCCCAAGCUGAACCAAGAGGAAAUGAAUGCAGCAGAAAUUACUUUGACCCUCCGAUGGAUGAGGAAAUAAACCCAAGGCAGUGUGGGAUGGAGGUCAGCAAAGAAGUGCCUGUGAAGUUGGAUGAGAAACUCCUCUAUGACAAACUGAUGACUCUUCUAGAUGAAGAGAAUAGAAUUCUGGUGCCACAUGAAAAACCAGAUGAAGACACUUUAGAUUCUGUGUGGCCUGCUGGCUUUACCAAGACAAGUGGACUUUGUGAGGAAGGUGACGAGGAAGAGACUCACCCUUACAUUGAGCAGUUUGAGAAGAGUGUUCAGGAUGAGAUGAUUCUCCUUGACAACUUUCCACAGAAACAGGGUUUAAAACAUAAAGGCGUUUUCCAGUACACAGAGGAGUUCAGAAGGAGGCUUCCCAAAAUCUUUCGAAGCAUGGAAGAAAGUCGGGCGUUGAAAGCAGCACCGUAUGAAGGGACUGCAGCCAAGUCUAGUAACCUUGCAGGACUGAAUAAUGGAUCUAAUGGAGCAGCAGGUCUUUGCUGGGAGAUUGACUGGUCUCAAAAACCUCAGCCCAUUCAGAUCCAGCUGAAAUGCUUACGUGGUGUUAAAGACAAAGUGCCACAAGGCAGCUACGUUCUCAAGGUUUCCCUCCGCGGACAGCUUGGUGGUAAAGUGCUUGACUGGUCUAAGGCAGAGGGUCAGCAGUGGGCUGGAACCACACUGCCCGUCAGACACCAUGGGAACUUCUAUGAUGUGGAGAUCUGUUUUGACCAAAGUGUACACACAGAGGUUCCAGCCAGAAAGGAUGGGACGCCUGGAGAGAUACUUCUCUUUGAACUCUUUCUCCUUCGCGGGACCAAUACUUGCAUUGACCGAGUUGUGGGCUGGGGAGCAUUUCCUUUGUGUAAUAACAAUUUGGACACCGUGGAUGGGAAGUUUAAGUGUCCUUUCCUCAGAGGCCACUACAACUCUAAAAUUGAUAGGUUCCAAAAAAUUGAACAAUGGAUUUCUUCUGACUUGGAUCACUGGCUGUGCAACCUCUAUUUCCAGAUAAUUAAACUACCACGGUAUUCAGAUGAGCAGAACAAAUAUGAGGCAGCCCUACAGCUCUCUUCAGACCUUGCAUAUUCAAGCAUUGCUGAGAAGGAUAGAGUCUUGAAGAAGGAAACAACAGGCGGACUACAAGAUAAUGGACUAAAAAGUUCAUGCCUACCACACUGCCACUCAAUAUGUUCUUUUGCCUCACUUCAAGGGCGACCUUUGACCUCUCCGAGAGAUUCUGACACCCAUAAGGGAAGUAUUCCCACUGUUGAAAAGGAAGUGGGAAAGCAGUUUAAUGGUGCAGAAGGUUGGGAACGGUGCGUGUCAAAAGAAACUCGGACGAAAAGAAAGGACCAGCUCUUGAAAUGUUUCCAGCAGGCAGGCGAAGCCACGGACAAGUUUAAAUCAAAUGUGAAGGAUCAAACAGAGCCCUGCAGAAAAGGAAAUGAGCCAUAUCCAAUCAACUCUGGUUCAUCUGAUAAGAAUUGUGAUCUGGUCCCAGUGAAGGAAGCUCAUGGUAUAUAUAGCAAGAUGAGCCAGGAUGAUCCGAGCAAUGUGUGUGGCCAAGGAAGUCCUGGGAUCGGACUAGAUGAACCAGCUUUCCGUGUAACAUCUUAUCUGGAGGAGUUAGAGAAACACAGAUUCUCCGUAUGCUGCCAUCCUGCGGUUGAAACCAGAGUGUCCACAAGCAUCACAAAGCACCUCUACUUUGGUGUAUAUGCCAUCCUUUCUGAACUUGGAAGGGGACACUGGUAUUCCUGGGAUCUGUGGUCUAUUAUGCUGCUAGUAGUUUUGCUCUGGUUUGCCCGACUGUAUCUUCAUUAUUUCAGCCAGUGGGUCUUACUUCACGCUAUUUCAGUUCCUGUCACGAAAUUCCAGUUCUAUCCUCAUACGGUGGAUUUGUGCUACCAGAACUCUUUGGUACACACUAGUGAAGAGUUGGCCAUGAUUGUGGUGGGACCUUUGACCUUGAACACAGUGAUGCUUCUUAUGGUUCUGAUGAGAUGGGGCUGUCAGCUGUUGUUUGGCUCAUUCCCUUCUUACUUGUCAAAGCUGAUCAUUGCUUGGGGACUGUGGACAAUGCUAGACCCUUUGGCAGUGUUUGUAGUGGAUGCCUUCCUGGGGCGUCUUCACUAUGCUCCAGGCAAACCCAUUGCUGACUGUGCGAAGAUGUACUGGCUUUUUUUAAGAAUAGAAGAAUCUGGCAUUCUGGGCAUAUUGAUUACCCUACUGCUUUACACAAUGCUGUUUCUCAUUUCGUCUACAUCCCUCUACCUGUAUUUAAUGAGGAUGCACAAUGAAGGCUGGUUAUUGGAUAUAUUCAAAAGGAUUCAGAGUGAUGAGGCAACUUUAUUUGUUCCAUUUGACUUGGAAAUCUCCAACCAAGAGUUGAGCUACAUUGUGAAAAAGGCAGAACAGUGGAGAGGAAUCAAUGGUGAAAAACGAAAAGUCAUCGUCUGUGAUUAUAUCUGGAAAGACCAUGCCAAUAAGUCUGGUGUCACGAGUACUGGCCUCCAUCUCCCCAAUGAAAUCUUGAAAUCUAUCGGAAGCUCAGGAGCAGUCACUGUCCAUGUAUCUAUAUACACAGUUCAUCUUGGGGGCUUCCAAGAACUGUACAGGCACUUCCUUAGACUUCCUAGUGGUGCUAUUGUAGAGGCAUUUGGUGACAUUAGUGGAAUAAAUUUCAUACGCAAUGAAGGGGGUGCCUUUGUACAGGAGCACAUAAGUGAAACAGAUAAUGCACUGGGAAUUUCAUCUGAGAACAAGCUAAGGGAAAGAAGAAAAGAAUACAGGUAUUACUUUCAGUGA
Podarcis muralis (Common wall lizard) is the source of this 3157-nucleotide messenger RNA. The record is from RefSeq and is a predicted model, not a curated record. Lineage: Eukaryota; Metazoa; Chordata; Lepidosauria; Squamata; Lacertidae.